GGGUUCAGUCCCCAGUUCUUAAGGAGAAAAAAAAAAGAAGGUCACGAGGUCAGGGAGUGACGCAGAGAUGGGGAGGGUCACAUGUCAGAGCACAGGUCAGCCUGCAGCAGGGCCCCAGGCGCGGCCCAGCACCACCAGUGAAAAGUGAAAAAUGUGGAGAGUUGAGCAAGUAGCCCGAGGGCUCCGCCCUGCUCUCUCCCUCCAUCAGGCCCUCCUGGGGCUGACAGCCACCCAGCUGCCACCCAGCUUCUGCGUCCAAAAGUGCCGGUGUGCUCCCCGACCAGCUGGAGUGGAAACGUCAGGUGUGAGCUCCAGGACUUGCUCCACCCCUGGUCAGAGUCUCCUGAGAGGUCAACCCAAUCCCAGGGUGAAAGACCUCAGGGGGCGUUUCCAACUUUCCCCUUGCCCCGGGAUGGAGUGCGGAGGAGAGAGACCUCAUUCACCCUCAGCUGACUUGGCCGUCAGUGCACACGGCAGUGACUCAGGAAAGACCAGCGGGCCCCAGGAGGACGGAGGGAGAAGACGUGACAGUUGUGACAAGUUCCCUCGUGUUCUUGUCUUGCUUGUCUUCCUGAGCUGCCCAGCAUCUCUGUUAUCAUGUGGACUCAAAGUGCCGUUCAAGACAGAAGCUUGGGUCAUGAAUUCUAGAUCCUUCUUUUUUUUCCUAAAAGAUGUAUUAGCUGACAUAAGCUUCUCGAGCUCCUCUAACGUUCCCUUCCACGCUGACACGGACAACCGGUGGCAGGGCAUCGAAGCACAAGAGCCAGACAUCUGGUCACGUUCUCGAGAUUAGAUGGCUCAGAGCAGACGAGGUGCUGGGAAAGGCCACGUUUCCUUGCACCAGGCACACGCCCAGAGAGGUCAAGGUACCAGCUGACAGCCGGACCAGCUGGUGCCCACCGCCCCGCAACACGAGCUGAUGACGAUUGGCCCCAUGGAGGUCGAAUCUCGGUUUUCCAGCCUUACGCGGCCUCAGCCUUUGAGAGCCGCCUUUGCCCUCCUUCUCCUUCCCUGGUCUCGAUGUUCAUUGCUUCCCAUGGUUUGUGAUCCCAAGUUGUGUUUAUUUUGUUUUUUUCCUUAAAAUGUGAUAGCCCCCUGGGUCCUGGCCCCUGCCUCUAGCUGUCUUAUUUGGACAGUCUCCUUGUUUCUGGUUUUCUGUGCCCUUCACUCAUCCUGUCCAUCACCACCAGGUUGGGGGCCCUUUUGCAGAUGUCACCGCUCUGCUCAGCAGUCUUUACGACCUGUCACUGCCUGCAAACCCACGUCUGAGGUUCAAGUCUAAAACCUGCCCCGGUUCUCUCCUGAAGCCGCCUUGCCAGGUCUACCCAGGGGUCCGCUGUGACACCUCUGUGCUGACUUUGGAGCUGGCUCUUGACCUGUAAUGUCCUCCAGUGUCCCCUCUGCACCUAAUGAACUCCUGCCUGACCUGAGGCCUCUCUGACCCCACCAACCACCACCUGGCUUUGUGGGUCCCUCAGGCUUAGUGCCCUGCUGCCCCUGCUCCGACGCCAGCUCGUCCACAAAGCACCCCCGUCCUCCCAGCCAGGAGGGACCCCUGCCCCUUGACCUUCCCAGCGCCUUCGUCACUGCUCCUAAAACAGGUCACAAACUACCUGAUUUUAUAGCUAUUUCCUUGUUAGAUUAUAAGUUUCCUGGUCCUGGCUGGUCUUACUCAUCCACAGCACCCAGCACAGCCGACUGUCAACACCUAUCUCCUGGGUGUAUACAUACGGCAGUCACAGGGCCUGUCCCAGCAAGAACCCCGACCCACGGAGAGGCCACCUCUAAUGUGCCCGCCCCUUAGUCGGUGGGGACACCAUCAUCCUGAGUCUUCCAGAAAGAUCCACCUUGGUUCACCUCCUUCUUCACCCAAAGAGAUGCCGCAGUAGAUGCCAUUUCAAGGCACCGUUUGACUAAUUAAUGUGUAAGAAGGAGAAUAGAUGAUAGCACAUAUGUCAUUAUACCUGAAAUCGAACCUGGUUAGAGAUCGGCCUUCUGGCCUUCCCAACAUGCUGCUCAGAAGCACAGAAUAUGUAAAGUGGGGGCUGGGGUGUAGCUCAUGAUAGAGCGCUCGCCUGGCACGUAUGAGGCCCUGGGUGGUUCGA
Molecule: messenger RNA, 2105 nt
Organism: Marmota monax (woodchuck)
Lineage: Eukaryota; Metazoa; Chordata; Mammalia; Rodentia; Sciuridae
Exons: 4
Coding region: 152-793 (213 amino acids)
Source: RefSeq, a predicted model, not a curated record